Messenger RNA from Closterium sp. Yama58-4, 951 nucleotides. The record is from the annotation of a GenBank genome assembly. Lineage: Eukaryota; Viridiplantae; Streptophyta; Zygnematophyceae; Desmidiales; Closteriaceae.
AUGGGUCGAGUAGACUGGCUGCGCCUUCCGGGUGACUUUGGACAGUUGCUGCCUUCUCUCCGCGAGCUGACGUUUCACGGCACACUAGAUUAUACGUUCGCCUGCUCUGAAAUCGUUCUGCCUCGGACCCUCACUACCCUAGCGCUACUAGAGAGCCUGACCAUUUUCCACUGCUCUGGGAUUUCGAGGCUCCCCGAGGGGUUUGGGAACUUGCGUGCAUUGCAGACGCUGGUGCUGCGGAAGCUUUCUCUCUCAGACCUCCCGGACUCCAUCGUUCAGCUUUCUGCCCUGAAAACGCUGGUGCUGCACACUCUCCCUCUCUCCCGCCUCCCUGAUUCCGUUUGUCAACUCCCUUCCCUGAAAAUACUAGACUGCUGCUCCAGCAGAAAUCAGGGAACUUUCCAGCUGCCCGAAGCGUUCUGCUGUCUCACUGCACUCCAGACCCUUUGCAUUGCGCGCAUGCCGCAACUGAGGCUCCCAGCGGGCAUCGGAAACCUCUUCAAUCUGCAGACGUUUUUUCUGGACAGAUUGCUGCAGCAGCUGCAGCUGCCGGCAACUUUCACCCGGCUGUCCUCCCUGACACGGCUUGAACUGAGCGGCUGCAUGCUUCAAGAGCUUCCCGAAAGCCUCGGGAAUCUGACUAAUUUGCAGGAAUUGCAUGUCUACUCUUGCCCGGCACUUUUGAAGCUUCCAGAGUCCCUAACAAGGCUGUCUAGCCUCGAGAUUCUCAUUGUUGAGAACUGCAGAAGGUUGACUUUCAUUCCCAGGAGCUUGGAGAAAAUUAGGAAGCUUAAAUUGCUUGAGUCAACCAAGGGAAAUGGUCAUGGCAUAGUGGACCUGGCAGAUAUCUCAGUGCUGCCCAAGUUGAGAAAGCUGACCUUAGCACGUCCUGUUAUAAAAGACCCCCCUCACUGGUGUGAGAAGAAUGCAUGGCUGUCGUGUGAGAAAUAA